Anthostomella pinea is the source of this 1893-nucleotide messenger RNA. The record is from the annotation of a GenBank genome assembly. Lineage: Eukaryota; Fungi; Ascomycota; Sordariomycetes; Xylariales; Xylariaceae.
AUGGAUGGAAAUCGCGUUCGCAAAGCGCGGAUCGAAAUACCCAUCCCGUUCAAACGUCGGCCAUACAGGUCGGGCGACGGCCCUGCUCUUGCCCCGAUCCGCAUAGCCCUCGAGAACGAAUCGAACGCUUUCAUAAUCGACAGGCGCGUCCGCCCAGGUACACCGAUCAACAACGAGCUCAGGCUGGAGAUGUACUACAUUGUGGGGUGGCCGGACCUGCCUACUGUCCGCCUAGCCGUUCUUGCGACGAAGAUCUACGAUUACGUCUCGCCGCGCACGGUUGAGGAUUGGGAGUAUAAUCUGUUGCUGGAGCAGGACAAGGAACGAGAGGAACGAGAGGAACGCGAGGCAGAAGCAAUGCGCCGGGCCAAGAAGGUAGCUCUGGGACGGACGGCAUCUACACCGGCAGCAAGUACGCCGAAGCCUGGCACGCCAAUGGUCGCCGGGCAGAAUAAGCGCGGUCGUCCGAGCAAGGCGGACAUGCCUGCGCGUCGGAUGGCACAGCAGGCCAGCUUCGACGAUGCCGACAUGGAGAGAGUCGAGGCGUCUUUACCUCCCACACAAACGUCUGGCCCGUCAUUGUCCACGCCCCAGAAGCGACUCGCUGCCGAACUCAUAACACCCGUGGAUGAUCUUGACGAUAACGAACAUAAUGCCAUAUUCAAACAGCUCAAUGGCGAAGACACCGACAUGGACGCCAAUGGCCGGACGUGGGGUGAAGAUGAGGAUGAGGAUGAAGAAGAAAAAAAAAAGGAAGAGGAAGAAGAAGAAGAAGAGGUCGACCUGCUCGAGGCCCCGACUAGGUCAAAUUUCUUCGCCGGCCUCUCACAAAAAGGGUACGCUUAUCCUUUCAUCCCAAACUCUUUACAUACUUCAAACAUGUCAUCCAAUAGAGACCCGCCCCGACCAACCUCUAACACUCCCGUCCCGGCCCCAUCAUACCCUCGUCCGAAGUUCAAGAAGAAGACACCGUGGUCACCGAGAUCCAAGCUCACCACUCCUGUUCCAGUUCCAACGGUUCCACGUCCGCCUCUGAAGCAGCUGCUACCCCCAAGGGUAAAGCUUACCACCCCAGUGCCGGUCCCCUAUUUCCCGGCACCGAAGCCUAAAAUAUUACUGGCAACGGCAGAAAAGAUCGAAACCCCAGUUCCCGUUCCCGCUUUCGAAGAAUUAGUUCGAAAUGGAGCAAGAUCAGCACCGCAACCCAGGUCUACAUUCGAGCACCACGGUUUCACACCAGCGGGUCGCAGCUCUGGCAGAUGGCCGACGGAUUCAAUAACCGUAGCUGGGCCAGAUUCGCGGACCCAGACGCUGGAGACUCCCCUCAAGCCUCGCCCGAGGUCUCACAAGAAGCCAAGAACACCACCGCCCAAGGAAGACGAACCCGUCUGGGAAGUCAAACGGCUGGAAGGAGACAAAGUAGUAGAGAUCGAUGGUGCGCGCGUGCGGUACUUCAUAGUUCGCUGGGAGGGCAAUUGGCCCCCGGACCAGAAUCCCACCUGGGAACCCGAGUCCUUCAUCGCGCCGCCCUUGGUCAAGCAGUACCUGAAGAAGAAAGCGAGCAAGGGCGACAGUAGUAGCGCAGCCAAUACCCCAAUCAAAGUCGAGAAGAUCGAACGUCCAAUGUCGACCCUCAAGCGGAAGUACUCCAGCGUGGCCGAGGCUUUCGAAGGCACGGCGGACGAGGAAGACCCGCUGCACGUCGUCAGCCCGGCCAGAGCGUACGAUGCAGACGUCGGGGAUGAUGCUGACGAUGACGGGGUGGAUCGCCUGCGGGUCACCGAACGCGACGACUCGCCUCCGAUGCGAUACUCGGACCAUUCGUUCGACGCUGCGCUGAUGAUGAAGCUCGCGUCGACGUUCCGUAGCAGUGCACUGGGGUCGGGGCCGUAG